Messenger RNA from Dovyalis caffra, 918 nucleotides. NCBI's taxonomy places the organism in Eukaryota, Viridiplantae, Streptophyta, Magnoliopsida, Malpighiales, Salicaceae. The record is from the annotation of a GenBank genome assembly.
AUGGAGGAGUUGGGUUUUGCUUCCACUGUUAUCAACGACAAUGACCUCAUGUGCCUCUACCUGAACACUGGCCAGCUAGAGAAAGUCCCUGAUGUGCUUUCGGAUAUGAAGGAGAAUAGUGUUCUCCCUGACCUUUUCAGCUACAGAAUUUGCUUGAAAUCUUACAGGGAAAAAUCUGAUAUUGAUAACUUGGAGAAAAUUCUACGAGAAAUGGAGAGCCAGUUGCAAAUCUCCAUGGAUUGGCUAACCUAUGCUACAGUAGCCAAUAUCUACAUAGAAGCUGGUCUGAGAGAGAAAGCACUUGUCUACUUGAAAAAAUGUGGUCUUGGGAACAAGGACGAGGUGAUGAGGUUGUGGGGGCUUGCAAAAGCCAAGUGUAAGAAGCAACUCAAUAGAGAUUAUAUAACCAUUUUAGGAUGUCUAGUCAGGCUUGGUCGCCUUGAAGAAGCUGAGAAAUUGCUGCAGGACUGGGAAUUAUCUAGCCAAUAUUAUGAUUUUCAAGUUCCAAAUGCCCUCCUCAUCGGGUGUUCUCGGACAGGUUUACUGGAAAAAGCUGAAACAAUGCUACACGACAUAUCAGAAAAACAAAAGGUGAAAAAUCCAAAUAGUUGGGCAAUUAUUGCAGCAGCUCUGGCUGCGGCUGCAGAGACAGAAAAUAAGGCAUGGAGACCCAAACCUACACUGGCUUCUAGCAUAUUUAAUUGGCUUGGUGAUAAUGGGGAUGUUGAAGAAGUAAAAGGAUUUGUGUGCUUGUUGGAGACUAAGAUCCCAAAAAGUAGGGAAAUGUAUCAUUCGCUAAUCAAGGCAUCUAUCAGAUGUGGGAAAGAAGUGGAUGGACUCUUGGAGAACAUGAAAGCUGAUAAGAUAGAUGAAGAAGAGGAAACAAAGACGAUUCUUAGUUCAAGACAGCCAGAAUAA